Racocetra fulgida is the source of this 6246-nucleotide messenger RNA. Lineage: Eukaryota; Fungi; Glomeromycota; Glomeromycetes; Diversisporales; Gigasporaceae. The record is from the annotation of a GenBank genome assembly.
AUGGGGCGUAAUUUUUAUCAUAAUAAACAGAUAUUUUCAUCGACCAUUAAUCUUAUUCCUGUUAACAAAAUAAAAACAAAAUUUCCUUAUUUAUUAGGCGGAAAUAAUUUAGAAAAGGCUCCUCCCGGAAUCAUACAAGAAUUUAUUAAAGAACACAAUGGGCAUACAGUAAUUACAAAAAUUUUAAUAGCAAAUAAUGGGAUUGCUGCAGUAAAGGAAAUUCGUUCUAUUAGGAAAUGGGUUUAUGAAACAUUUGGUGACGAACGAGCUAUUCAAUUUACUGUAAUGGCUACUCCAGAAGAUUUGAAAAUUAAUGCAGAAUAUAUUCGUAUGGCUGAUCAAUAUAUUGAAGUGCCUAGUGGUCCUAAUAAUAAUAAUUUCGCGAAUGUAGAAUUGAUUGUUGAUAUUGCUGAACGAACAGGUGUUCAUGCUGUUUGGGCCGGAUGGGGUCACGCUUCAAAGAAUCCUCAUUUGCCUGAAUCACUCGCAAAAAGUAAAAACAAAAUUGUGUUUAUUGGUCCUUCAGCCUCUACAAUGAGAUUUCUUGGUGAUAAAAUAUCAUCAACUAUAGUAGCGCAGUCGGCAAAUGUGCCAACAUUGGAUUGGAGUGGUAGUGGUAUUACUCAAACAGAAACUGAUGAGCAUAGUAAUGUGGUUAUUCCCAAUUGUGUUUAUGAAUAUGCGCGCAUUAAAGAUGUAGAAAAUGGUUUAAGUAAAGCGAAAGCUAUUGGUUUUCCUGUAAUGAUUAAAGCUUCAAAAAGCAGUGAGAGUAAUUAUAUGCGAAAGGCAACAAAUCCUGAAGAUUUUAAACAAGCUUUCUUACAAAUGCAGAGUGAGAUUCCUGGUUCACCAAUCUUUAUUACGAAGCUCGUAGGAAAUGCUCGUCAUUUGGAAGUUCAAAUUCUCGCAGACCAAUAUGGAAAUGUUAUUUCGUUAUUUAGUCGUGAUUGUUCUGUACAGCGACACCAUCAUAAAAUUAUUGAAGAAGCACCAGUUAUUAUUGCAAAGCAUGAGACAAUUGAGGCCAUGGAAAAGUCUGCUGUACGACUAGUCAAGCUUGUUGGUUAUGUUGGUGCAGGCACAGUUGAAUAUUUAUAUGAUAAAGAAAAUGAUUUUUUUUCCUUCUUGGAAUUAAAACCAAGAUUACAAGCUGAACAUCCAACUACUGAAAUGAUUUCUGGUGUUAAUCUACCUGCAGCUCAAUUGCAAAUUGCUAUGGGUAUCCCACUUCACAGGAUUCGAGAUAUACGAAUUCUCUAUGGAUUAGCACCUCAUGGCACUUCAAAAAUUGAUUUUGAUUUCUCUAAUCCAGAAUCACUGCAAACUCAGAGGAAACCUGCGCCAAAAGGACACGUGAUUGCUGUGCGAAUAACUGCAGAAAAUCCUGAUUCUGGAUUUAUGCCAGUUAGUGGAAUGGUACAUGAAUUGAACUUUCGAAGUAACACAAAUGUGUGGGGAUAUUUCUCUGUAAACUCUGCGGGAGGUCUUCACAAAUUUGCUGAUUCCCAAUUUGGCCAUAUUUUUGCAUAUGGUGAGAAUCGUCAACAAUCUCGUAAAAAUAUAAUUAUUGCACUCAAAGAGCUUUCGAUUCGUGGUGACUUUCGCACUACUAUAGAAUAUCUAAUAAAGUUAUUAGAAACUCAAACAUUUGAGGAAAAUAAUUUCACUAUUGAUUGGCUUGAUAUGUUGAUAUCUAAUGAAAAUCUUACCGUAGAACAGCCAGACAAAAUGCUUGCAAUAAUAUGCGGCGCAAUUACAAAAGCUUACAUUGCAUCACAAGAAUCCAUCACCAGAUAUAAAUGCUUCUUAGAAAGAGGUCAAAUUCCUAGCAAUGAUAUUUUGCGAACUACCUUCAAUAUCGAUUUUAUAUAUGAGGGUACAUUGUAUAAAUUUAUUGCAACUCAAUUUGCCCCUGAAUCCUUCAUGCUUUACUUAAACGGCUCCAAGGUACAAGUAUCGAUUCGUGCACUUUCAGAUGGUGGCCUUUUGGUAUUGCUAGAUGGCAAGAGCCAUACAUGCUAUUUUCGUAAAGAAGCUCAAGGAACUCGAUUGAUGAUUGAUGAUAAAAAUUGUUUGCUUGAGCAAGGAAACGAUCCAACUCAACUUCGUUCUCCGUCUCCGGGAAAACUUGUAAGAUUCUUGGUUGAGUCUGGAAGUCAUGUCAACGCUGGAGAUGCGUAUGCCAAGAUUGAGGUAAUGAAAAUGUAUAUACCUUUGAUUGCUGCUGAAAGUGGUGUUGUACGAUUCGUAAAACAAGUAAAUGCGAUACUUGAGACGGAUGAAAUUAUUGGCAUUCUUACUCUUGACGACCCAAAUCAUGUUCGUCAUGCGAUUUCCUAUGAAGGUCAACUUCCUAUUAUGAAUCCUCCAGUCAUUAUAGGUGACAAAGUUCAUCAAAAAUAUGCUCAUGCCAUACAUAUUAUUACGUGUAUUUUGGAUGGUUAUGAUAAUCAAGCAAUGUUACAAAAUAGUAUCAAAGAGAUAAUUGAACUUUCAAGAAAUCCAGAACUUCCAUAUUUAGAAUUUCGUUCUAUUCUAUCGACUCUUUCUGGAAGAAUUCCAAUAAAACUCGAUUUAUCUCUACAAAGUGAAACAGAUCAACGAAACCAAGAAUUUCCCGCACAACUUCUUAAACAGAUUAUCGAUAAUUACUUGCGUGAUUUUGUUGCAAAGACUGAUGUUACUAGUUUUAUGACAUUAAUAAAUCCUUUAUUGGAAGUUAUUAAUAAAUACAUAUCAGGAGUAAAAUAUCGUAAAUGGAAUGAUAUUAUUUACUUUCUAAAUAAAUAUCAUGAAGUUGAGAUGUUAUUCUCAGACUCUGAUAAGACUGAAGAAGAAGUUAUUCUUGCUUUACGUGAUAAAUAUAAAGAUGAUUUAGAUAAAGUGAUUAGUAUUGUUUUGUCACAUUCCAAAUGUAGUUCAAAAAAUGACCUUAUUAUACAUCUGUUGGAUCAAAUUAAACCUGAUAAUUUUGGGCAAGCACUCAAGUUUUUUUCACCUGUCCUAAGAAAAUUGGCAGAACUUCAGGGAGAAUUUACAAAGAGUGUUUCGUUGAAAGCACGUGAAUUGCUAAUUCAUGGUCACCUACCAUCAUAUGAAGAACGUUAUGUACAAAUGGAACAAAUUCUCAGAGCAGCAGUUAUGAAAUGUCAUUAUGGUGACGAUGGAUAUGACUAUCAUGCUCCUAGUCAUGAUUCUCUUAAGGAACUUAUUGACACUCGAUUUGCCGUAUCUGACGUUCUACAAAACUUUUUUUAUCAUCAAGACGAACGAAGCUCAAUCGAUGGUAGUUUUGAUAAUAUUCUCUAUAUUGCCUUAAGGCCAGGUGAUGAUCCGAUAGAUGACGAAAUUUUGAAAAGAGAUUUACAAUCUACAAUUAAAUGUCAUGCAGUCGAGCUUCGAGAGUAUAAGAUUAGACGUGUUACUGUUAUCUUAUUUCGAAAAGGUCAACAUCCCGGAUAUUUUACUUUUAAGGAGCCACCAAAUUAUUUAGAGGAUUCAACAAUACGUCAUAUUGAACCCGCAAUGGCAUAUCAACUUGAACUUUCAAGAUUAUCAAAUUUUGACAUUAAACUUUGCUCUAAUGGUAAUCAGAUUCAUAUUUAUUAUGCAAUUGGCAAAAAGAAUCCUUCAGAUUGCAGAUUUUUUAUUCGUGCCUUAGUUCGUCCUGGUCAUUACCUUUUCUCAGAAACUGACCGGCUUUUAAAUGAAAUUUUGGAUAUCCUUGAAAUUUGUAGUUCAGAAUAUAAAAAUUCUGAUUGUAAUCAUUUGUUCAUAAAUUACAUUCCAACAUUUGUCUUGGAACCACGUCAAAUUGAGGAAGCUGUUAAAAGCUUUAUUGAAAGACAUGGAAAAAGAUUAUGGAGAUUACGAGUUAUUGAUGCAGAAGUUCGAUUCAAAGUAAAAGAUCCAAUUCAAGGAAAACAAUAUCCCCUGCGAGCCAUAAUAAAUAAUUUUUCUGGAUAUGUUGUUAAAGUAGAAACUUAUCAAGAAGUUAGAACAGAGGGUGAUAAUUUAAUACUUAAAUCAAUUGGAAAAAUUGGAUCUAUGCAUUUACAACAUACGCAUGUUCCUUAUCCAACAAAAGAACGGUUACAACCAAGACGUUUCAAAGCUCAUUUAAUGGGUACUACAUAUGUUUAUGAUUUUCCAGAAUUAUUUCGCCAAGCAGUUCACACACAAUGGAAUUAUGCUAUUGUUAAUUGUCCGGAAUUAAAAUGCCCACAAGAUGUAUUAGAGGCUAAAGAAUUAGCUUUGGAUGAAAAAGGACAAUUACAAGAAGUUGUUCGUUCAGCAGGUAGUAAUACAUGUGGUAUGGUAGCAUGGUUGCUCACACUUUUUACACCAGAAUAUCCUAAAGGUCGUAAAAUUAUUGUAAUCGCAAAUGAUAUUACAUAUCAAUUUGGGACAUUUGGUUUUGUUGAGGAUCAAUUUUUUACCAAGGCAACUGAACUUGCUAGAAAGUUGGGAAUUCCAAGAAUAUAUCUUUCCGCUAAUUAUGGAGCCAGGGUUGGAUUGGCAAAUGAAUUAAUGAAUAAUUUUAAGGUUUCUUGGAAAAAUGAAAAUAAUCCUAGUGAAGGUAUUAAUUACUUAUUUCUUGAUGCCGAAACUUACAAACAGUUGAAUCAAAAUGAGAAGAAAUCUGUAAUUGCUGAGAAGCUAGUUGAAAAUGGAGAACGAACAAUCCAAAAUGAGGGACAACCUAUUAUACUUACCGGUGCGUCAGCUUUAAAUAAAGUUCUCGGUCGAGAAGUUUAUAUGUCAAGUUUACAACUUGGAGGAACACAAAUUAUGCAUAGAAAUGGUAUCACACAUCUUACAGCUCAAAAUGAUCUGGAAGGUAUUACCAAGAUUAUCCAAUGGCUUUCUUAUGUUCCAUCAGCUCGGGAUUUGCCAGUACCUAUAUUUGAAAAUUCAGAUACUUGGGAUCGAGAUAUUGAUUAUAUACCACCUAAAGGAUUAUAUGAUCCACGUUGGCUAUUGGCAGGCAAAUAUGAAGCAGAUAAUUGGAUCAGUGGAUUUUUUGAUCGAGAAUCUUUCUUAGAGACAUUAGGUGCUUGGGCAAAGACAGUGGUAGUCGGUCGUGCACGUCUUGGUGGAAUUCCCAUGGGAGUAAUUGCAGUUGAAACACGUACAGUGGAGCAUAUAAUACCUGCAGAUCCAGCUAAUUCGGAAUCACAACAAGAAAUUAUUAUGGAGGCAGGACAAGUUUGGUAUCCAAAUUCAGCUUAUAAAACAGCACAAGCAAUAAAUGAUUUUAAUAAAGGAGAACAACUCCCUUUAAUGAUAUUUGCAAAUUGGCGAGGAUUUUCAGGUGGUCAACGUGAUAUGUUUUUAGAGAUAUUAAAAUAUGGAUCAUAUAUUGUUGAUGCGCUUAUAGAUUAUAAGCAACCAGUUUUCGUUUACAUAGUGCCAAAUGGAGAACUUCGUGGAGGAGCAUGGGUGGUAGUUGAUCCAACAAUUAAUGAAAGUAAGAUGGAAAUGUAUGCAGAUGAAAAAGCUAAAGCAGGAAUUCUUGAACCGGAAGGUAUUGUUGAGAUAAAAUAUCGAAAUGCACAGUUAAUUUCUACAAUGGAACAAUUAGAUGAAACAUAUAAAAAACUUAAAAAAUCAUUAGAAGAUCCUUUAAAAACAGAGGUAGAGAAAAGCAAAAUUGAAAUACUUUUAAAAGCACGGGAACAAGAGUUACUUCCAGUAUAUUCUCAAAUUGCUUUACAAUUCGCGGAAUUACAUGAUACGCCUGGUAGGAUGAAAGCCAAAAAUGCGAUUCGCAAGAUUUUGGAAUGGAAAAAUGCUAGAAGAUUCUUUUAUUGGCGUGUAAGAAGACGUAUACAUGAAGAAUAUAUGUUUAAAAAAUUAAUUAACAUUAAUCCUAACUUUACAAGAAAUCAAAUGAAGAAAUAUUUAACGGAAUGGUUUUAUAAUGAUGUUGGGACAGAAUUUGAUUGGGAAGAAUCUGAUUUUAAAGUUGCAAAAUGGAUUGAUGAAAUGCUUGAAAAUUUCAGUGAUGAUGAAAGAAACGAGGGUAAUAAUAUUAUUAAUAUGAAAUCUAGCACUAACAAAAAGGAUUUAAUAAAUUUAAGAAUCAAAAAUAUUAAGAAUGAAAUGAUAACAAAAAAAGUAGUUGAACUAGCAAAAAUAAAUCAACAGGCUGUAAUAGAUGGAAUAUCUAAAAUAUUAGGAAGUUUAGCUUCGGCGGAAAAAACAAAUAUUUUGGAAAAGUUGGAUAAAACUUUAAAUAAUUAG